CGGAAGCUUCCCAGAAGCACGCUCCUCGCUGGGUUUCUCCCGACGCCACCCCAGUGCUUCCCUGCCGGGAGUCUUAUUUGAGGAGUACCCAUAAGAAGAGCUCCAUCGCCUCAAGGAUUAAAGCCCCGCUGUCCUGACAUACUGCCAGUCAAAAUGUCUACACAACUGAGAGAGACUUCAGCUGGCCCUCCACAAAGUCCAGAGGAGCCCGGCAGGCUUCUGGUAGUGAAGGUGGAGGAGGAAGGUCAGGCCUGUGAUCCAGACUCCCGUCUCCACUGGAGCAGCUGCUACAGCCUGGAGACCUGCCGCCAGCGUUUCAGGCAGUUUGGUUACUCAGACUCUGCUGGGCCCCGGGAAGCGCUGAGACAACUCCAGGAGCUUUGCCAUCAGUGGCUGAGGCCAGAGGUGCACACCAAGGAGCAGAUCCUGGAGCUGCUGGUGUUGGAGCAGUUCCUGGCCAUCCUGCCCGAGGAGCUGCAGGCCUGGGUGCAGAGACAGCCGCCAGAAAAUGGAGAGCAAGCUGUGACUCUGCUGGAGGAGCUCGAGAGAGGAGUUGACCAGCCAGAUGCACAGGUCUUUGUUGGAAGAAGAAAGGAUGUGAUGGCAGAAAAGCAUGCACCGUGGGAAAUCACUCAGGAAUUACCGAGUAGCCGGCUCAAGCCCUUGAAAAAGCAGCUUCAGUGGGCGCCGUGGGAGCUGCAGUCCAUAAGACAACAUGAUGAAGACACUACAAUGAUAAAUAUGAAUUCUGCUUCAAGACAAAAAACCUCCUUGGAUGCAGAACUGCAUCAUGAUGUUUCUAAUCCCUUUCUUAUGAAAGCCUCCCAGCAUCUCACAUCUCAAGGAGCCUGGGAACAACAUGGCAGUUUCUCAAGAGGACAGGCAAACCCUUCUCAAAAAAAGCAACAUAAGUGUGAUCAGUGUGGCAAAAUCUUUAGUCAGAGCUCUGCCCUUAUUUUACAUCUGCGAAUUCAUAGUGGAGAGAAGCCUUAUACCUGUGACGAGUGUGCAAAGGCUUUCAGCCGAAGUGCAAUUCUGAUUCAGCAUCAGAGAACCCACACUGGAGAGAAACCCUUUAAGUGUCAUGACUGUGGGAAAGCCUUUAGUCAAAGUUCAAAUCUUUUUAGACAUAGGAAAAGACACAUUAGAGAAAAAGUCUCAUCAGUGUCAUGAGGGGACCAAAGCACUGACUUUGAGUUUUGCAGAAUAAGAGAAGACAGAAGGCACAAACGCUCCUUUAGUAUGAGUCAGUGGUUUUAGUGGACACCCGUUUCCUUUCAAGGAUCAUCAAAGCCACAGGAGAGAAGGAAGGGUAUCUCGUGUCAGCAGUAUUUGCUUUUCUGCUUAUUGUCGAUUCCAAUGUUCGAGAUUCCAAAGUUUAAUUCAUACUUUCACCCCUGAGCAGCCUUGCAGAAACAUUCUCAGUUGUUUCUUCUGUUUCCAUUAUUAACUAAAAUAAUGAGCUAGGGCUGGGGAGAUGGCUCAGUGGAAUAAACGC
Molecule: messenger RNA, 1498 nt
Organism: Octodon degus (degu)
Lineage: Eukaryota; Metazoa; Chordata; Mammalia; Rodentia; Octodontidae
Gene: Znf396
Product: zinc finger protein 396
Exons: 5
Coding region: 154-1173 (339 amino acids)
Source: RefSeq, a predicted model, not a curated record